Molecule: messenger RNA, 1519 nt
Organism: Rhodofomes roseus
Lineage: Eukaryota; Fungi; Basidiomycota; Agaricomycetes; Polyporales; Fomitopsidaceae
Exons: 12
Coding region: 363-1424 (353 amino acids)
Source: RefSeq, a predicted model, not a curated record
CGCACUUGCCCUGCGACUCUCUUUAAAGUUCACAGAGGCGUCGCCUUCAAUGGCUGCUGCGGUAUUACUCAAGGCAUAGCUCUAGGUAGCUCUUGGCUGCUCGCUAAUACCGUCGUGUUUCAAUACGACUGGCGAGUUGCACAGCCCUUAUGCCGUACUUUAUGAGACACAUCAUGGCGCAUGGUACAGUCGGGUCCUGAUGGACCACAACCUUCCCAGCCUAAUUCGACCAAUUGGGUACUCAUGAACACCGCGUUGACAAUUCGUGGCUGCCGCCGGAUGCUGCAGCUACUUAGCUCUAUCAACGGAGACUUGAGUGAUCGCGAGCUGGUUUCCCCCCUCCACUCGUCCUUCUCAUCAUCAUGUCCGAAGCCGAUUCAGUCAGAAUCCUUAUACUAGACAACCGCAUCUCUAUCGCUGCCACAGCGCUGUACUGCUACGACAAGAUUCUCACCGCGGAACAAGAAGUGAACCUCAUAUGGCGUCGCAAGAAUUCUGGGAUCGUCAUACCCGCGAUCUAUGCAACAAUGCACAUUUGUACGGCACUGUACCUCAUCAUCACUGUCUUCGUUCCCAGUAACAUUCCCUGUGAGGGCGUGUUCAUUUUGAAUGUCGUCGUUGACAUCGCUAUAUGUGCUCUGUAUCUCGCGUGGGGUGUUGCUUCCGCCUUGCGUGUCUAUGCAAUCGGUGGCCUGGACCUUGUCCUCCCAUCUGUCAUCAUGUUCUUUUCGCUCGUGCCUGUGGCUGCGAACAUAUAUAAUGCGACAAGUCUGGUCCAAAUGAGCCUUCCUCCGACCAACUCGUGUGUGUACUUCUCGAAUACGCCUGUAUACGCCCAAGCGAUCGAGAUCGUCACGCGGGCGUGUUCGACAUUCGCGGAUGCUCUCGUUCUCAUUGCGACUUGGCGAAUCAAUGGAGGGAUCAAGAAGCUCGCCCGACAGAUGAAUGUCAACGUUUCACUCACGAGCCUUCUGCUGAGAGAUGGAACGAUUUACUUCUGUACGCUCCUAGUAGCGAACGUCGUCGUUCUGACAUCAUACAUUCAAAAUGUAUCCUUCAGCGACGAUUCUGAGGUCGCCGUGCUAGUCCUCGUGUUGACCACGAUCCUCCUCUCGCGGCUCUUUCUCAACUUGCGCGAGGCGGCGCUUGGCUCCGAGACCGCCUCUCUAUCGCAGGAUACACGGAUGUCUGACGCACGGUUCUCGCGGGUUCUCGGUCCCCUAGGGAACUCGUUGGACGACGGGCUUACGUUUUUUGCUGAGUCGGACACGGACGUCCUCGACUCGGUACACGACGAAGAUGGCCGCGAUUUUGGAGAUAGCUCUGUCGAGCACAUCCUUCGCAGUGCAAGCUCGGACACCGACCACCGCGUGGGUGGGGUCGUAUCAGCGAAUGACCGUACAGAGCGUUCCCAUGAAGCUUAGCCCUCUGUCGCUGUUCCGGUCAGGUUCUGGCUUUUCUCCGAUAGCUGUCCGCGCGAGCUAUGAUGAUGACCUAUAAUUCACUAUUUAUCCCACUA